AUGUCUAAACUUCCUGAUGAAGUUUUAAAGAAGAUUCUUAAUGAAAUACAAACACAAGCAAUUGCUUCUCAACAACAUAUAACAACAAGUCAAAUACAACGUCAAGCAAAGGAAAAAGAAAAAAAAAUAUCAGAAUUAAUAUUUAAUGAAUUAUCAAAGUUAACAAGGGAUACGCCAGUUUAUAGUUCGGCAGGAAAAGCAUUUAUUAAGGAAGAUUUAAAUCAAAUAGAGCAAAAAUUAACAACACAAAUUAAAGAAAUAAACAAUGAAAUCGAUGCUCUUAAUAAAAAAAUUAUAUAUCAUGAAACAACUCUUGCUAAUACACAACCACAUAUUGAACGUAUUAUGAACAGUUAG
Molecule: messenger RNA, 357 nt
Organism: Pneumocystis murina B123
Lineage: Eukaryota; Fungi; Ascomycota; Pneumocystomycetes; Pneumocystales; Pneumocystaceae
Exons: 3
Coding region: 1-357 (118 amino acids)
Biological process (GO): protein folding
Cellular component (GO): prefoldin complex; cytoplasm
Molecular function (GO): protein folding chaperone
Source: RefSeq, a predicted model, not a curated record